Molecule: messenger RNA, 6935 nt
Organism: Biomphalaria glabrata
Lineage: Eukaryota; Metazoa; Mollusca; Gastropoda; Planorbidae
Exons: 23
Coding region: 724-4935 (1403 amino acids)
Biological process (GO): regulation of transcription by RNA polymerase II
Cellular component (GO): nucleus
Molecular function (GO): DNA-binding transcription factor activity, RNA polymerase II-specific; RNA polymerase II transcription regulatory region sequence-specific DNA binding
Source: RefSeq, a predicted model, not a curated record
CCCCUUAUCUCCGUGUGUGUGUCGCUCAGCUGUGAGGCAAGCAGUAGUCGUGAAUCCUGGUGAGAGUGCAUGCAAAUUUUUAUGUUUUCUCUCUAGCUCGGAGAGUCUCACAGAGUGAAUGGAGUUGUAUAGGAGACGUGUAGACAGAACUGUGUGUUCAAAGUUGUUCUAUGACAAGUCUACUUUCUGACAUCACGUGUGCACUUUGGAGCUAGAACUACCCGUCCUUCCUACUAUUCAAAUUUCAGAGGACUAUUUCAGUGCUCAAAAACUGAAGAGUGAGGACUCGUUUUCAAUAGCUGUUUAUUAAUGAAGCGUUCGCAUCACUUUUAAGUGGAACUGGCCUCUACAUCUAGGCCUGGAUCUUAAAGUGUAUGGUGAUUUCUUUCGCAUUGUUUUUUUCUUUCUUGCACGCUUGUUAAAGGACAUGCCAGUGUCACCCCGCUGGUCACGUGACCUUGAGUUAGGAGUACACUCGAGGAUACCUGUUGGACACCGCUCAGAGCCGUAAGCAGGCGUCCCCCCUUCUUUCCUCUGCCCACAUUCAGUGCGUGUGAGACACGAAAGCUAGGCCUUUUUUACCUGUUGAUUCACGCUCGCUAGCAACAGGCGGAAACUAAAGCGUACAUGAGGAACCAGGAUAGGGCGAGCUGAGCACUCCCAAUAGCCUCCCGUGUUUCCCUUCUUCACGAGGGAGAGAGAAAACGUCUACACCUAGUGGUCAUGGCUUCAAAACGAGGUGAGCCCACAGAAGACAGCAGUCGGCUUGAUCUUGCAACACACGAAUGUAAGGAUGAGAAGUCUGAUGAUGAUAUGGAUGAGUCUUUGGAUGAGAGUGAUGAUGGCGGUUUGAUGAUUGCUGACAUGCAGGAUACUAAAGAAACCGAUGACACAGAGAAUGAUGCUGAGGAUGACGACCAGCCCAAGUUAAUAUUUAAUGGUCAGAUGACUCGCAGACAGUCUAAGCAGUUCAAAGAUGCCAGUGACAGCUUUGCUGUGUACUCUGUCAGGAAUGGCACCAACAAGGCCAGCAAGAACAGAACAUGUGAAUAUUGUCAUGUUGUCAAGGCCACACCAGCUGCACUUGUGCGACAUCUACGGAAACACACAGGAGAACGACCAUUUGUAUGUCAUAUAGAGCAAUGUGGCAAGUCUUACAAAGCCAAGAGAAGUCUAAACUUACACCAGACAACACACCAUCCAGAAUCUGGCAAGAUGAGUGGACCAAUGCCCCCUUCACUGUUGUCUGCGCAGAUACCUUUAACUACUAGCCCACUUACACAAGUGUCUCCGACCCCAGCCAUAUCAGAAUCAACAAAGUCUUUACUUAGAGAGACUUUAGAGUCUAGCCGCAAGGCACGGGAUGGCAGCACUGGACCAGAGGCUCAUAUCCUUGCUUUGAGUGGAUUGUCAAGGCUGCAGGACAGGCUGUCAACUCCAAAUCUUGUUAAUUUAUUGACCACUGACUUGUCGAAGGGACAGCUGUCGGCUGAUGCUGUGACAAAUUAUUUGCUUAGCUCUGUGAAGCGAGAGAGAACCGAGGAGGAUGAGAUGGAUAGGAAAUCUUUGGUCAUGGCCGAGGAGCAAGCAGAGGAUCUGAGUAUGUCUGCAUCUAGAAGAUCAGCUAAGUCCUCCGCAGCAUCUACCUCUCUAUUGGAGAGGAAUUUUAAAUGUGAUUUCUGUAACAAAACCUUCCGCCAUGAGAUCUCGUGCAUUAACCACACCCGCACUGCCCACGGCAUCGUCCUCAAUCCACAGCAUGUUCCUGCCGUAGAGACCAAACCCAGUGUCAUCCAGUUACUGUCUCAUGCCAAACAGGAAUCCACCAGUGUUCACAAGUCAGAGCCUAGCAUUGACCUGUCCUACCCUACGCUGGGUCGUCCUGCUCACACCUCUGCUACUGCUUCCUUAGGGUCUGCUCUCAAAGUAGAUCUACCCUCUGCUGGCGGUGAAGGAGAUAUACUGGAGGAAAGCAACACAUUACCUUACCAUAUUACAUCUCAUAUGGCUCAAGAUUUCAACACUGACUUGAGACUUAAAGACACAGAGAAAUCAGUUCUCGCCGAGGAUGGUGGCAAUCGUCGCAUGCGGGUGACAGUGGAGAAGGAAACAGUCAUUGCCACUAGAAUUGAUGGUGUGAAUAAUAUAUCUGGCAGGAGGGCAACAGUCUUCAAAUGUCACAUGUGUUCAAGGAUUUUCUCCUCACUACUUCGGUUCAACCACCACCUCCCCUCCCACUGUGACAGUGAGGUACAAACUUAUGACUGUAGGUACUGCGAGGCAUCCUUUAGAUCUCAUAUACAAAUCGUCAAACAUUUGCAGUGUCAUAGAGAGAAGUUCACUGGACUGAAUCCUUCUGGUACAGCUUUGAAUAGUUCUGCUCUCUUGCUGGAGGAAUUUAAUAAGAAGCACAAAGAACCACACAGUAACAAUGUCUCCAUUAACAACAAUGGCACUUUCAAUCACUCUGAGAGUAGCGUCUCCAUACCUGAGCCUGGGGAAAGAGCUAACGGUGGAUACUCCUGUGUCAAGUGUCAGAAGCGGUUCAGUCGAGAGUAUCUCCUACAGCGCCACAUGCGCAUCCAUCAGACAGCAAAUAUUUUCUUCUGUCAUGCAUGCCACUAUAGCUUCACUAGUGAGUUGGACCUGAUGGAACACCAGAGAGCCAGCCACGGCAGCAUGCAGUACACCAAUCUCCUGAAGAGUCUGAAUGCCAGCAUAGACAGCAAGUUGUUGCAGAACCUCCAGCACAGUGACAACAACAACAACCACAACAUCAGAUCGCAGGCGUACCCACUGGUAGACAUGAAGGCUUUUGACUUGAGACGGGGGGAACAGGUGGAGGUCAGAAUGACAUCGGAAGCCACAGAGCGAGCAGAAAUACCUGUGUUAGAUAGUUUUGAUCAAAGUAAAGCUUUACUUAUGAUGAUGUCACCUGGACAGGACAAAAAAUUCAAUCCACAAGUAUUACAGGCUUUUUUCCAAGACAAUGAACCAAUCAGACAAAGUUUAACCACAGUGGAAGACUACAGGAAACUGGUGAAACUGGAGGAAGAGAUGAAGCAGAAUGAAAAGAGAAAACAUGAAUUGGAAGAACGGCAUAGAAUUGACAGGGAGAGAAGGCGGCUGAACGAGCAAGAGAAGUUGAAGCAAAAGUUGGCUCAGGAAGGGAUGGGAGAUGUCAUAGUGGUGCUUCCAGAUGCCCCUCCUAUGGAUGAGGCUGCAGCAAGAGAACAGGACAUGAACAGCGGAUCUGAUCGACCAACUGACCUUUCCAUGAAAUCUCAGAUAGGAGUUGGCUUCAUGGCUAGAAAAUCAGAAAAUCAGUCGACUCCUUCAGGAUCAACAAGUGCCACAGAGACUAAACUCUUGCCGACUACAGAAGAAAUGGCCAUUGGGGUCAAAAGGCUUCUUUCAGCUGGGGUAGAUCAAACCCUGACUCCUCCAGCCAAAAACAGGAGAAAGGCUCUAAAACCACAGCGAAUCCAAUGUCAGAAUGGUCAAAAUCAGACUGCAAGAGAGGUGACUCAGCCUAACAAGGGGGAUAACAACAAUAAUAAUACAGACUUGUACAAGAUAAACAGUACAUCUAAUUAUGGGGACUCUUUGCCUAGAGAGAGCUCAGCAUUUAGCCAGGUUAGUGUGUUCAAAGCUUUUGUCCCUGAGCAAAGUUCUAAACAUGUGUCACCUCUGACCAUAGCUAGCACAAGUUCACUUAAAACAGUUUCCACAAGUUACAUACAACAGACUCCUGGCCUGGAAGCUUGUGUUGACCCAUCGAGUGGGGCUAUAGAUUUGAGUGCUGAUAAUAAAACCUUCAAGUCAAUAGCCACUAUACAGUCACCUAGUGUUGGAAGCAGGGCUCUAUCUUCCCCAGCAGCCUCAUCCUUGGAUCCCUCAGCUUUAAAAAAGAGCUCUAAUCAUCAGUUACCUUUGAAGAGGAGCACCAGCCUUGACCCUGCUGUGUCAGACUCAGAGAAUUCCCUGUCUCAUGAACUCACUUCUGCAGCUGAUCUAUCGAAAAACUCCAAGGAACUCAGCUUGCUGAUACUUCCAACUGGUUCCUCUGCACCGCUGGCUUCCAGUCUUCCAGCAUCUGUGUCGCCCUUAGAUCACGACAACUUGAUAGGAUUCCCACGCGUGUUGUGGAAAUCAAGUCAGUCUGACUCUCCAGACAAUCUCUCAGGCCGGACUCAAUGGAACGGUAAGGAGACUAAACCCAACCUCUCCUCAAGUAAGAGUCAGGCGUCCUCUCCUUCACCCGCACCUUCGCCGACAAAUUCUGACAGUGCUGCCCUGGAAGGUGGCCGCAGGGCCACUACAACUUCAUUGUCUCGCACACACUCCAGUGCCAGGGCCACAUCACUGUCACGCACUCAUUCCAGACUGUCUGUUGUGAAUGAACCACUGGACAGAAACUCUCUGUGCAAGCCCAAACUUUUAGAGGAUGGACGCUCAGUCUACAGUUGUGUCAUCUGCCACAAAAACUUCCUGUCUCUCUCAGACAUUAACAGACACAUGGACUUCCAUGAAGACAUUAGACCCUACAAAUGUAAAUACUGUGAUUAUUAUGCCAGGACUAACAGCCAGUUAAAAGUUCACAAACUCCGACAUGAAGGUGUUCGUGAGUUCUGCUGUCGUGUGUGUAACUACAAAGGCGUGACUCAGUCUGACCUCAACAGACACAUGAAGUCGCAAGUCCACCUGCUGAGGUCAAACCAUGUGUGUUCACAGUGUGGAGAAGGGUUCGUCACUCCCAAAACCUUGAGGGACCAUUCGCUUUGCUGUACUGGAUCCGCAGAUAAGAGUAUGGAUUGUGGUGUGUCUGCCAACGAUGAAGACAUGGUUGAUGAGGAUUAUGAAGAUGAGGACUUGGAGGAGUCUAGCCAAGGAAGUAAUUGUGGCCUUGUAGAAGUCAAGGUUGCAGCAAUGUGAAUGGUCAUGAAAGGCCUGAUUCUGAUUUUGUUAGGAAAUGGUUGGUGUUAUCUUUAACAAUGAAAACGACACAUUCUCUAAUAGAUAGCUUUUUUAUCCUUGUGUUGUUUUUUCUCCUCUCUCAUGGUGAGCAAACAUUUUCAUUCCAUUCAUCCUAUUUUAUACAUUCAUAACUUUGUUACCAAAACACUUGAGAACUUCAUGCACCAUUCCCUUUCAUUGGUUGUGAACUUUGACCUUUGGUACUUAAGUGUUCAUUAGCUAUAUUUUGAUCUAAAACAUUUUAUAUGUAUUUGUGUAUUGUUACUUUUAAACAUGUCAAAAGGUCAACUACAGGCUUAUCUGUCAUUCCAUGUUUAAAUCUUGACAAUGUUGUGAUAAGACAUUUAGGCUUUAUUCCCAUUUGUAGCCUACAUUUUCAUAAUGUUGUCUACUUGUUUCAGAUCUUUAUCCAAGCUGUAUAAUAAACUGUUGUCUAAAUAUUUACUUAGAUCCAUUACCAUAAAUAACAGCCUUGAGUAGUGAUGACAUUGAUAACACGUCUGCUGAGUCAAUUAUUCUAGUGUUCAUUGCUUCAAAAGUGAAUUCUAUCAUGCAACUCCUUUGUUAUAAGUUACAGACAUUCUUUCAAAAAAUACAAUUAUCAUGUUGUGCUACAACAUGACUUCUGCUCUGAUGUGAGGGCUUUGCAAAAUAGUGUAAACAAAAAUGUAUCAAACUUUUUCUCCUGUUGUUGUUCAAGGACUAUACCCACACUUUUGUUCAACGAGUUUAAAUCAUUCCAAGGUAUCAAGCAAUGUUAUGUGCAGAACUCUAAAGCUGCCAGAACAAGUUGGUUGAUAUCAAUAUUAGUUACAAGCAACUGGCACAAAAGAUAAGUUGAUUGGGUUUUCAAAAAAUCUCCAAACUAAAGCAAAAUAAGAAAAUGACUGAUGGAUGGUUCACCAAAUGACCAUUAGUCACUUUAGAAUUGCUAAAGUCUUGACAUUUCGAGGCUAUUUUAGUAAACCUGUUUCUCUGCUUUAAUUAUCAAACCCAUUGCUCUCUUUCGCAAAUCUGACUGGAGCUAGGCUAGCUUCUACUUUCAAAAUAUAAAUCAAGGCUUUCAUCACUGUUCAUUUCAUCUCAGUAGCCAGGCAUUUAUUGUCCCAUAAUGCCCUAAUAUGUACUGGUCUUUAAGAUGUUGGCCAUCUCACAGGCUGUGGGAACCAGGUGAUGUUUUAACUGUGUUACUAAGACCAGAGAUUGUCUGUGUGAAACAUAAAUUAAUCAAACUGGAGCAUAACUGUGAUGUCAUCUCUAUAUAUAGAUUGGACUCUAUCACAUCAACUACUUAUAAUAUUAUCAUUUACUUAAAGCUGCAGAUUUUUCUUAUUUGUAAAUAUCAUAAACUACUUAAACUAUAAUUGAAAUGUAUUUUGUGAAACGCCUAUAGGGUGUGAUUUAUGUCUUUGUGAAUAGAUUCUAUAUUUAGUGUACAGACUGCAAGAUGUUUAUUUAACAAAUUGUGAUUUUUUUUUUCAAAAUGCCAAAUAUUUUGUUACCUCUAUUUUUGAACAAACUAAAAUUGUCUUUUGAUAGCAGUUAUUAACCAAGAGCUUAUAUAUUUUCUUUUCGCAUCUUUCAUUAUGACCUCAGUUUUAAAAAUGGCAAAUUGUUGUGUUCUGUUACACUACCAGUAUAUGAAUCCAAUAAUGUCUAACGUUUAUAUUGUCUUGAUUUCUCAAACACAUCUGUUUUUUUUAUAUACUUUGUUUGUUUAUUAACGGACCAAUUCUGUUUCUGUAACUAUGGUACAUUACAGAAUAUUUUAUUAUCAUUCCACAUAUGUCUGUCAUAGUAGUAGACCUUUAUGGUCAUUAGUUCUACUAGUAUUGUCACAGUGCUACUGCCUGGAUGUUGUCUCACAUUUAUCAUUCCAUUUGUGUACAUAGUCGAUUCCAGCACUCGAAGUUAAUCUAAUUAUGGUUGUAAUAAAAUAACAAACUUUUGAAAUCUCA